Molecule: messenger RNA, 8249 nt
Organism: Amphiprion ocellaris (clown anemonefish)
Lineage: Eukaryota; Metazoa; Chordata; Actinopteri; Pomacentridae
Gene: prkcbb
Product: protein kinase C, beta b
Exons: 17
Coding region: 293-2335 (680 amino acids)
Biological process (GO): protein phosphorylation
Molecular function (GO): zinc ion binding; ATP binding; diacylglycerol-dependent serine/threonine kinase activity
Source: RefSeq, a predicted model, not a curated record
CAGUUGAGCUUUUAGAAGAACAAACGAGGAAGCGGAGUGAAGCAGAAAAAGCGUCGCUCCGUCAACUCAACAGAAGGACAGGAGAGCAAACACCAGAAAACAAACUAGCAGAAACUAACCUGCGUUUUAAACUCCUCUGCUCGGGAAACAGAAAAACUGUCCAGCUGCUCCAGAGACGAGCUUUUUUUUUCUUUCUCUUUCUCGUUUCCUCCCCUCAUCUCCUGACACCGACAACAGGUGAGCUUCACCGGGCGGACCGGGCUGCUGCACACACACACACACACCGGGAAUCAUGGCAGAUUCGGCGGCGGCCAACAGCGACGGCGAGGACGGACCCCGCGAGCCCAUGCGGGGCUUCGCGCGCCAGGGGGCUCUCCGGCAGAAGAACGUGCACGAGGUGAAGGACCACAAAUUCAUCGCGCGCUUCUUCAAGCAGCCCACCUUCUGCAGCCACUGCACCGACUUCAUCUGGGGUUUUGGCAAGCAGGGAUUCCAAUGUCAAGUGUGCUGUUUCGUGGUUCACAAACGUUGCCAUGAGUUUGUCACUUUCUCCUGUCCAGGAGCUGAUAAAGGACCUGCCUCAGAUGAUCCAAGGGCAAAGCAUAAGUUUAAGAUCCACACCUACUCUAGCCCGACCUUCUGUGACCACUGUGGCUCUCUACUCUACGGCCUCCUACACCAGGGCAUGAGAUGUGACCACUGUAUGAUGAACAUCCAUAAGCGCUGUGUGGCCAACGUCCCCAGCCUGUGUGGAACAGACCACACUGAGAGGAGAGGUCGCAUCCAGAUCACUGCUGAGGUCAAGACUAAUGUUCUCACUGUUACCAUCAAAGAGGCCAGGAACCUGGUUCCCAUGGACCCCAACGGUCUGUCAGACCCCUAUGUGAAGCUCAAACUGAUCCCAGAUCCUCGCAGCGAGAGUAAACAGAAGACCAAGACCAUAAAGUGCUGCCUCAACCCCACCUGGAAUGAGACCUUUAAAUUUCACCUGAAGGAGUACGACAAGGACCGCCGUCUGUCCGUGGAGGUGUGGGACUGGGACCUGACCAGCCGCAACGACUUCAUGGGAUCGCUGUCCUUCGGCAUCUCAGAACUCCAGAAACUAGGAGUGGACGGAUGGUUUAAGCUGCUCUCCCAGGAAGAAGGCGAGUACUUCAACGUUCCCGUCGCUCCGGAGGGGGAGGAGGGCAACGAGGAGCUACGACAGAAAUUUGAGAGAGCUAAGAUUGGUCCAGGCAAGCACACAGAAGGCAAGUCUGCCAAUGCUGCAUCCCGGUUUGACUCCAAUGGCAACCAGGAUCGCAUGAAGUUGGCCGACUUUAACUUCCUGAUGGUGCUGGGCAAGGGCAGCUUCGGAAAGGUGAUGCUGGCGGAGCGCAAGGGGACAGAGGAGCUGUUUGCCAUAAAGAUCCUGAAGAAGGACGUUGUGAUCCAGGAUGAUGACGUGGAGUGCACCAUGGUGGAGAAGAGAGUGUUAGCUCUGGCCGGAAAGCCUCCGUUCUUAACACAGCUGCACUCCACCUUCCAGUCUAUGGACCGUUUGUAUUUCGUCAUGGAGUACAUAAACGGCGGCGAUCUCAUGUAUCAGAUACAGCAGGUCGGCAAGUUCAAAGAGCCCCAUGCUGUGUUCUAUGCUGCUGAGAUCGCCAUUGGUCUGUUUUUCCUACAUCAAAAGGGCAUCAUCUACAGAGACCUGAAGCUGGACAAUGUCAUGCUGGACUGUGAGGGCCACAUUAAGAUCGCAGACUUUGGCAUGUGUAAAGAAAACAUGAAUGACGGAGUCACCACCAAGACCUUCUGUGGAACACCAGACUACAUCGCUCCUGAGAUUAUCGCCUACCAACCUUAUGGAAAAUCUGUGGACUGGUGGGCCUUUGGAGUAUUGCUGUAUGAGAUGUUGGCUGGACAGCCUCCAUUUGAUGGCGAGGACGAGGAUGAGUUAUUUCAGUCCAUCAUGGAGCAUCACGUCUCCUAUCCCAAGUCCAUGUCCAAGGAGGCUGUCGCUAUCUGUAAAGGGCUGAUGACGAAGCAUCCAGCGAAGCGACUGGGCUGUGGUCCGGAGGGGGAGAGAGACAUUCGAGAGCACAGCUUCUUCCGCUACAUGGACUGGGAGAAACUGGAGAACAAGGAGGUGCAGCCUCCUUUCAAACCCAGAGCUUGCGGACGGGAUGCCGAGAACUUUGACCGUUUUUUCACACGCCACCCGCCGGUGCUGACCCCUCCUGACGAGGAAGUGAUUCAGAACCUGGACCAAGACGAGUUCCAGGGAUUCUCCUUUAUCAACCCCGAGUUCCCAGGAAACGCUGCUACCACCACUGACACCGAGCAGGCUUGAUUUCAGCUCAUGCACAGACACAUGGACACACACACACACACACAAAUAUAUACACAAUCCUCUCUCUGGUAUCAGCCAUGCAUACCCUGGAACAUGCACAAACAUGUUAACUUUAAAUAUCAUGGAAGACAUGAAGUCAUGACGAACAGAUUCAACUUUGAACACACAUUUCUUGUUCACACUGUUGCAGCUCAGAUGAUGUGUUGGCUCUUAUCUGAAGGUGAAAAACCUGACUGCAUGUACUGUAGCACUCUGGUGGACGUAGGAAACUAAACUGAGUAGUUGAGCUAAUUGUAUUUAAAGAAAUCUUUCAUGCUCAUUUGUAAUCACAUUAUUGCUACAGUUUGCCACUGACUUUGUCUUAGCAUCAUUUUUGAGAGGCUUGUUACUAUAAACUAGUGUUUUAAUGUUAUGCAUGAUCCAGUAAAUAUCAUAUGCAGAGAAACCAGAAGCUUCUCAUUCACCACAAGCUUUUUGAAUCCAAAUGAUUUUGCAUUUUGGAUGAUUUUCAACUGAUCCUGCUCACAGUGUGAACAACAAAUUGUGUUCACUUCACCAUACAUGAUCAGAAUAAGGAUUACAAAUUAAUUGGGGCCUUUUAAAGUUCAGAAAUUUUAGAAUUUCAACUCAGAGACAAAAUUGUUUGGAUAAUUAGAGCAUCAUUUUUACAUAACUGAAGAGCAAUUUAACUGACACAAGCAUGUUUAUUUGAUAAAAAAUAUCCAACUUCGCUACAGAAUAUCAACAAGUCAGCUCACACUUACACACAACUGCAAGGUUUCCUGUGUAACAUAGCUGCAGAAGUCCAUGUUAAGACUUUUAUUUGGGUGGAAAUUGUGAUUUUUACCUUUUCUUUUCCUCAUUUCUCAGCUAUUCCAGCACAUUUUGGUUUAGGCUUGUAAUUUCUGUGUGCUUUUUUAAUAAGUGUACAAUAAUAAUAAUAGUGUCUGUAUCCUUAUAUUAGCUAAAACUGGAAUGCUUGACAUACGUGCAUGAGAUUCUAUAUCAAGAAUAGCCCUGGAUCUUGUCUCCCAAUGGCAUUUUAACAAAAUAUUGUACCACAAAUAUCAGAUUUUUCAUCUGCUGAUUAGUGUCCACCCAACACUGAGGUCAGAAUGAUAAAAUGUGGUUGGGAAAUGUAGUCUUUAUAGAGGGUGUGAGUCAGUGAAAUAGAUAGAUAGAUAAUACUAUUUCUUAUACUCUGUUAUCUUGUAUUUAAGCAAUGAAAGAGACUAGCGGUUAGUUUCUUUGUGUUUUACAGAAGCAUGAUUCCAAUACCUGGGCAUUUGUUUACAGAGUGUGUGUGUGUGUGCACAUGUAUGUUUUCUAUGUGUGUGAACAAGUAUUGUGCAUAAAAAUGCACGUUUGCAUUUUCGUAUGUGUCCAUAUUGCCUUCCCAGCGCCUUGCCUGGCCUAGUGUUUACGUUUGUUUGUUUGUAUGGCGAAUAUCAGCAGCCCCUUCAUAUUAAGCAGUAUUAGUAGGGUUUCACUUUGCUUUCGGUUAGCAGCUCAACGAGUUGCAAAAAAGGAAAUAACAGACAGCGGUAAAGGAGAAAAAUAAGCGUUUAAUGUAAAAGUGCAUUUUAAUUGGAACAAUAGCUUUCAGUCAUGGACUAAUCUUAACAGCUUUCUUAAAUUUUGUUUUUCAAUCAGCAUUGGCUGCAGUCUCCACCCAUAGAGUCCCUGGACAGCACCACCUUAGAUCCAUGGCUGAUUUUUUUUUAAAAAAGUUCUCGUCUGGCUAUCUCAUAUUUGUCCGAUUUCUUUUUCUAUUCAUACAAAUGUUAUUAACCCUUAGAUGCACGAGUAUUGGACCGUACACUCUUCCAUAAGUGGGUCAAAAAUCACCCGUAUAAGAAGCAAUGUGUUUUUCCGCAGUUUUUUUGUCAUUUUGGUUAAGAAUAGUCAUUUGUGUUAUUGUUUGUAUUAUAUUUUGAUCCACUCAAUAAUGAUUUCAUGUUUGAAAUACAUUUAUUUUUUGAUUUACAACAGAUUUUGAACAUUUUGAUGAUUGAAAAAGAAGAUUACACAGAACAGCAUGUCAACAUCCAUUUUGUUGACAUUUUUCCAACAUUACAUAAAGCAAUGUUAGCUUGUUUAGUUUGCUUGCUAGUGGAACUAUAAAGUAGGCUAAUUUGAUGAUACAUAAUAAUAAUAAUAACUCAUAUUCUUUCAUGCAAAAAUCAUGAAUGUGCAAGUACGUUGAAAAAUAUCAAUUUGAUGGCAUCUAAUUUCUUCUGAGAUAAAAAAUGUAGAUAAUACUUACAUGCAUCAGGUCUCGCUAUGUAAAAUAAUCUUCCUGAUUGGUGACACUUCUGACAUAGUGUGUGUGGUCCACAGUAAAUAUAUUCCUGACAGUCACAAUUGAUAAGAAUCUCAGGUUUCCAUGAGAUUCUACAGGAAAUGCAUGUGGGUCAUUUUUGACCCACUUAUGGAAGCUUGGAGUAGUAAUACAAAUAUUAUAAUUUCUUAAAAAGUAUAAAAGGUAACUUAAAAAUUUAAAUGGAAUGAUAUCAAAAACAUGUUUUUUGAGGAAUAGCUGGAGCAUCAAAUAAUAGCAACUUUUCAGUACAAAGAUAUUACAAGAGAAUGACCUCAACGGGUCAUUUUAUGACCCACUUACACAUCUAAAGGUUAAGUAAAACAUCUCUAAAAUCUGGGGUCAUAGGUGACUUUAGUCUUUGAGUUAAAAGUUCCUAAAGAAGGUGAGGCCAUGUCACAUUUUGCGGUGUUUUCUUUGCACCAAUCUGUGUAUCAAUGUUUGAACUGCCGUGACUUUUGCAGGUUCAUUGAUAUGUACAUAUGGUCUUCAAUGGCGCAGCCCUGCGCUGAUAGAAUUCUUGAAACCAGUUAUAUGAUGGGGCAAAUUUGGUCAAAAAAUUUCUGUCCACUCUCCACCUUACUUUUUCAGCCUAAGAGGCAGAUUUUUUUUUCUAUGAUUGCCACCAAUAGAAGAUUUAAAAAUUUAGAGAAUGGUGACCGUCAGUGUCACUGAGGAAAAUAAAUUAAGAUUUCAUAUUUUGCAUUUAUGGGCAAUAUUUGAACAUGCAUUGAGCAGGCCUGAUAGGUGAAACCCCUCUGAAAGUGACCCCAGCUAGAAGAGUUCUAUAAUGUUGUUACUGAGCUAAACAAACAUCACUGUUUUCCAACUCGCUUCAAAUAAUUUUAUCAAAGAUGAUACCAUAGACAAUUUUGUUAAUCAGUCAAAUUGAAGAUGGUCAGACGGGGGGCAUUCGGUGAACGGAGACAGAAGGACCCACCUGGACCCAGAUCCCUGCUUUUCAAAUUCAAAGUUCAAUACCCGAGCAUCUCAAAAAAGUUACUAGGAAAAGUUUUAAAAAGUAGAAAAGAGAACAGAAACAGACCUAAAUGUCUUGUGGCCAUGGAUAUUUUUAUCAAAUUUUUUGGAAGUUUGAAGCUCAGCUCACUGUGACUGGUGUUUGUCUGAUCAGUGUGUGCAGUAAGAAUUUCCACGCAGUAAAAGUGGACGCAGGUUACAGCUUGGCCUCCCGAAGCAGGAGAAAGUGUGUGUGUGUUUCGUCUUUUGUUUUCCCUAGCUAGCAAUAAUCCUGCUGACAGGAAGACAGAACUGUAGGUUAGAACUGUCAGUGAUUUACAUACAGAGGCGAUGAGGUUAUUAGUGGGUCUUUUCCACUCUGCCAGAGGAGAGAAGCGUUUGUACUUUACGUACCACUCUUCAUCACAGAGGGACAUCGGGGGAGUUUGUUUCUGCAAAGUGGACACAUUGACAUUCUAGUCAAACGCUGGCGUUCAUCAGUAGUUUUCUACAUGUACACUCUCCUCCAAAACUGUUGAAACAGUGAGGCCAAUUCCAUUAUUUUUGCUGUAGACUGAAAACAUUUGGGUUUGACAUCAAACGAUGAAUAUGAGACAAGAGAUCAACAUUUCAGCUUUUAUUUCCAGGUAUUUACAUCUGGAUCUGAUUGCAUUAUUUGUAACAGAACACCACAUUUUUAGGUGAGCAAAAGUACAUAGAUUAAAGUGAAUAAGACUUAAUAUUUAGCUGCAAAUCCUUUUUGUACAACAACUGCAUCAAGCAUGUGACCCACUGACAUCACCAAACUGUUGUAUUCUUCUUUUGCGAUGCUUUUCCAGGCUUUCACCUUUUUCUCAGUCUACAGCGAAAAUAAAGGAAUUGGCCUCACUGUUUCAAUACUUGUGGAGGGGAGUGUAUAUCUGUUACUGAGAGUCAGUUUUGUUAAUUUUUCUGGAAGGAAUUUCAGGACUGACCAGAGUCUGACUUGGACUGGAUCCAAAUUAUACUUCAUUUAGGUUGGACUUAGCGUUGUCCACAAGUCUCAGGUCUGAGCGUUAUUAUGUCCAAUCCCAUAAAUGAAUCCAAGCACACAACUGACUUUUAAUACAUGAAAUGUAAUAUCCUCAAAAGAGUGUAUGAGGACAUUUCAGGAAAUCAGAUUUAUGCUGUUUGAUAACAAUUACUUGUUUGAAUUUAAUUUACAGAUAUGGGAGAGGUUAUAAAAUGAUCAUCUAUCGCCCAGUUAGUUACAAAAUGUGCAAAACGUGGCCAUACUUUUAUCAACUAGACUUCCAAGAGGUUAAUUCUCAGAAUAAGUUCCUGUGAUUUUGUCUUUGCUCUCAGGACAUUAUCAUGUUGCUGUUCUCUCCUGAUCAUCUGUUAAAUGAUAGCACCUUAUAUUGUUGGUGUUCUCUGUAUAAGCAUAUGUUUGGGAUGAUUGCAUUUUGUAUAUUUUGGAUCUGGUCUAACUUGAAUCAGGUCUGACUGACUGUGUGAACUCCAGGGUGUUGGUAGGUUUAUCCAGUAGAAACACUAUCACACAGCUGAUUCAUUUAAAGGAGUAACACUUAUCAGUCACAGUCAGCAUUAUUACACAUUAUUAUGAAGAUAAAGAGCACCGACAUCUGAGAAUAUCUUUAAAAGUGACUAGAAUUUAGUAGAAGAUCGAUGUUGAUCUGAUAGCUGUAGUUACACGUGAACUGGUGUUACAGUCUUCUGCACAGAUUGUAUACAAUCUGAAAUAUGCUGUGAAACCAGCUUGAUUUUUGCUGUGGUUUAGAGAUGGGCGAUAAAGAGUUGGGGAAAAAAACAAGGUAACCAAAGCCAGGUCAGAAAUUCAGAUGGGAAAGUCACACUUUGAAGGUUGUUAUUUCCUCCUUUCAAAGCUUUGUCAAUUCAUACUUUCAGGCAUGGUCUCAUAUAACGCACUCAAAUGGAAUGUAUUAUAUUAAGUAAUUCUACAUUUUGAUUCCAUUAAUAGUGGAAAGUCAUAGUAAACAUCUGGAUCCUGUCAGAGAUCUCUAGUCAAGUCCAGCAAUGAAGAGCAAUUUUACUGGUUUUAUAUUUCGUCCAUAAUUGUGAGUGUAUAAUUGAAUGCAUGUGUGUCCAUUGUCUGUGUUCCAUCUCUACUAUCAGUGUUUAUUUCAGUCAUCACCCCCUGAAUUCUAACAGCAACAACAAAUACAUAUAUAUGCUAAUACAGAAACAUAUAUAUUACUGUGUCAAAUAUUGGUAUUUGCAUAUAAUUAAACCUAUUGUCAGUGUUUUGAAGGAGGAGAAGAGGAAAGGUCUUACUCCAGGAUUGGUAUUUUUGUCUCUAGGAUUCCUUCCUGCUGAAGGAGAAACUAAAUGAACUCUGCAUGAAAAAAAACGCUUUUGUUUGACCUUUUUAUUAGUUAGGAUUUAUAUACAUUUAACACAUUAGGGCGGUCCAUGUUUUCUGUAUCAGCAGUGCUUCAAAAGUGUGAUCCAAGCUGCUUUUAUGUGCGCUGUGUGUGAAAAUACAUAUAUAUCUGAAGAAGAAAAAAAAGGAAAAAAUGCUUUUCACAAUGCUUUCCAUGUGCCAAAUCUUUUUUUGUUGUUGUUGUUUUCCAAAAAAAAAAUGCAGACAUACCUAAAAUAAAGAAAUUAAAAGCA